Messenger RNA from Acanthamoeba castellanii str. Neff, 1101 nucleotides. RefSeq names its product LIM domain containing protein. Gene Ontology annotation, cellular component: cytoplasm; cell-cell junction; focal adhesion. Lineage: Eukaryota; Discosea; Longamoebia; Acanthamoebidae. The transcript is spliced from 8 exons. Gene Ontology annotation, biological process: positive regulation of substrate adhesion-dependent cell spreading; cell-cell junction organization; cell-cell adhesion. The coding region runs from base 1 to 1101 and encodes 366 amino acids. The record is from RefSeq and is a predicted model, not a curated record.
AUGGAGAGGGCCAUCGUGCGCAUGCACUUUGAUGACGACACUUUCAAGACGUUUCUGCUCGUACCCACCACCACAGCGGGGGAUCUGGUAGCGCAGGUGCAACAGAAGCUCAAGACAGACUCCCCCUACUACCUCCACUACUCCGCCCCCGGCGUUGCUGAGCGUUACAUCGCGCCCCACGAACAGGCGUGGCCCUUCUACAAGCAGCACGGGGAGCGCUGCCGCUACACCUUCCGGCUCAAGGCGCCUGCCGGUGCACCUCCGCCGACGACCGCCGCGGCUGGAGGUCAGACUCCUGCCCGAGCUGCGCCGCCCGCGCCUUCCGCGGCCGGUCGAGCGUCGCUCCCGCCGACGCCGGCCGCAGCUGGCCAAGCGCCUGCGUCCCUGGACAGUGCAGGCAGCGUCGCCUGCAACGACUUUGAUGCCCUGCUCAACCAGCUCCAGUUCCCGGGCGUUGGCCCAGCCACUUCCGGGGCUGCUGGCGCUCAUCCCUCCGGGGGCUUUGACCCUCUUGGCGGACUCACGCUGGGCAUGAGUGCCAUGGGUCUGGGUGGAGCUGUCGCCCCGCCUUGCGGCGCCUGUGGCCAGCCCGUGGCCGAUAAACUGCUGGUGGCGUUCGGCAUGCAUUGGCACAAGUACCAUUUGGCCUGCGCCAUCUGUCGGCGCAACUUUGACGAGAACGACGUGCCCGUGGUGGAGGGGUCCGACGGCAAGGCCUACUGCCGCACCGACUGGCUCGAUCGAUUCGCGCCCAAGUGUGCGCAGUGCACGUUCCCCAUCCAGGGCGAUUGUACCAACGCCCUCGGCAAGCAAUGGCACCCUCAGUGCUUCGUUUGCAAAUCGUGCAACAAUCCUUUCACGGGCAGCUUCUUCGAGCACGAGGGCUUUGCCUACUGCGAGAAGCACUACUACGAAGAAAAGGGCCUCAUCUGCCCCGAGUGUGAUCGGCCCAUUAUCGGCAAGUGCGUGCGCGCCAAAGAGAAGCGAUACCACCCGCAACACUUUGUGUGCUCCCAUUGCAAGACCAAGCUGACCAACUCCUACUUCUUCCACGACAACAAGGUCUUCUGCAAGAAAUGCUCCAUCGUCUUCUACGGCUGA